This is a messenger RNA of Eutrema salsugineum, 492 nucleotides long. RefSeq lists its product as uncharacterized. The transcript has a single exon. The record is from RefSeq and is a predicted model, not a curated record. Bases 106 to 252 code for a protein of 48 amino acids. Lineage: Eukaryota; Viridiplantae; Streptophyta; Magnoliopsida; Brassicales; Brassicaceae.
UCAAAUCAACAUUUAAAGCUCAUAGCACUUCUUGUGGCUCUGUCUAUAAGCCUCUUGAUUGCUUUCACCUCUCUACUUUCAUAACAAACAGAAAACAAAUCAAUUAUGUCUUUUGUUGCAAUCUUGGCCAUCAAGAGUUUUGAUUGUGCGUUCGCAUGUGUUGAAUAUGUGGUAGAUAGUUCUCAGGCGGCAUUUGCUGAGAAUGGAGGUGAUGACGAUGACAGUGGCUACGAUUAUGCUCCUGCUGCCUGAUUUUUCUAUUUAAAAUAAUAUGUAAUUUAGGAAGAAAAAAAAGAUAUGAUAAGGUAAUUUAGAUAUAUAGCUAGGCCAUGUAGGUACUAUAUAGUGGGGUGAGGCUUUUUAGAUGAACACACAUGGUUUCUAUAAUGUAGAGAAUUAUGUCUUCCUUUAACAUAGUCACUUUUUUGUCUCUUAGUUUUGUAAGUUAAUUUAACAUUUCAUAUAACUAAAUAAUAUUGUUGGUUUCCUGAA